GCCGGUUCCUUGCCGUAAAGAAAGCUAGUCACCGGCUGCUGGGGCUUCAGGAUGGCGGACAUGGAGGAUCUUUUUGGAAGCGAUGUGGAGAGCGACAUCGAGCGCAAAGAUUCUGAUUCUGAUUCUGGAUCUGAUUCUGAUCAUGAGAAUGCUGCCUCUGGUAGUAAUCCCUCUGGAAGUGACAGUGAAGGGGAUGAUAGAGAAGAUUCGGUAAAGCCAAGUAAUAAGGAGCUGUUUGGAGAUGACAGUGAAGAUGAGGGACUUUCUCAUCAUAGUGGCAGUGAUAAUCACUCUGAAAGAUCAGACAAUCGAUCGGAGGUUUCUGGGCAUUCUGACCAUGAAGAAAAUGACCAGUCAGAUAUUGAUCAGCACAGUGGAUCAGAAGCUCCUCAUGAGGAUGAAGAUGGAGACCAUAGGUCAGAUGGAGGGAGCCAUCAGUCAGAGGCUGAAGGUUCUGAGAAGUGGGACAGAGAAGAUAAAAGUGAUCAGUCAGAUGAUGAGAAAAUACAAAACUCUGAUGACGAGAGGCCACAAAUUUCUGAUGAAGAUAAACUGCAGAAUUCUGAUGAUGAUGAUAAAAUGCAGAACACAGAUGAUGACGAGAGGCCUCAGAAUUCAGAUGAUGAGAGACUGCAGCUGUCUGAGGAAGAGAAAAUGGCCAAUUCUGAUGAUGAACGACCAGCAGCCUCUGACAACGAUGACGAUAAGCUACAGAAUUCUGAUGAUGAAGAAAGGCCACAGGUCUCUGAUGAGGAGAAAAUGCAAAAUUCUGAUGAUGAAAGACCGCAGGUCUCUGAUGAAGAGCAUAGGCGGUCAGAUGAUGAAGAGGAACAAGACCAUAAGUCAGAAUCUGCAAGAGGAAGUGAUAGUGAGGAUGAAGUUUUACGGAUGAAGCGAAAGAAAGCAAUAGCCUCUGAUUCAGAAGCGGAUAGUGAUAAUGAAGAAGGACAAAAAGAAAAUAGUGAAGCCAUGGAUCUAUUUGGAGGUGCUGAUGACAUUUCUUCAGGGAGUGAUGGGGAAGACAAGCCACCCACUCCAGGACAGCCAAUUGAUGAAAAUGGGUUGCCUCAGGAGCAGCAGGAAGAAGAGCCUAUUCCAGAGACCAGAAUAGAAGUGGAAAUACCCAAAGUAAACACUGAUUUAGGAAAUGACUUGUAUUUUGUCAAACUGCCCAACUUUCUCAGUGUGGAACCCAGACCUUUUGACCCUCAGUAUUAUGAGGAUGAAUUUGAAGAUGAAGAGAUGCUUGAUGAAGAAGGUAGAACCAGGUUAAAGCUUAAGGUAGAGAACACUAUACGGUGGCGAAUGAGGAGGGAUGAAGAAGGAAAUGAUAUUCGUGAAAGUAAUGCUCGAAUAGUUAAGUGGUCAGAUGGAAGCAUGUCACUUCAUUUAGGUAAUGAAGUUUUUGAUGUCUACAAAGCACCAUUACAAGGGGAUCAUAAUCAUCUGUUUAUAAGACAAGGAACUGGUCUUCAGGGACAAGCUGUUUUCAAGACAAAACUAACUUUCAGACCUCACUCUACAGACAGUGCCACACACAGGAAGAUGACCCUGUCACUUGCUGAUAGAUGUUCAAAGACACAGAAAAUUAGAAUCUUACCCAUGGCUGGUCGCGAUCCAGAAUGCCAGCGCACAGAAAUGAUUAAGAAAGAGGAGGAACGGUUAAGAGCUUCCAUUCGCAGAGAGUCUCAGCAGCGCAGAAUGAGAGAGAAACAACAUCAGCGAGGACUUAGUGCAAACUAUUUAGAACCAGAUCGCUAUGAUGAAGAGGAUGAGGGGGAAGAGUCAAUUAGCUUGGCAGCUAUUAAAAAUAGAUAUAAAGGUGGCAUAAGAGAGGAACGAGCUAGGAUCUAUUCUUCUGAUAGUGAUGAGGGGUCCGAUGAUGACAGAGCACAACGAUUACUCAAAGCAAAGAAACUGACCAGCGAUGAGGAAGGUGAAACUUCUGGAAAAAGGAAAGCAGAGGAUGAUGACAAAGCUAAUAAAAAACACAAGAAGUAUGUGAUUAGUGAUGAAGAAGAGGAAGAUGAUGACUGAAUUUCAUAAAAUGGAAGUGUGUUUUCUAUGGAUUGUACAGUUAUUUUAUAACAGAUGUAACAUGAUGAAAUUAUUUUGAUUAAAAUGAAUUGAUAUGCUUUUUUGUGUCA
Phascolarctos cinereus (koala) is the source of this 2147-nucleotide messenger RNA. RefSeq names its product LEO1 component of Paf1/RNA polymerase II complex (gene LEO1). Gene Ontology annotation, cellular component: Cdc73/Paf1 complex; nucleus. NCBI's taxonomy places the organism in Eukaryota, Metazoa, Chordata, Mammalia, Diprotodontia, Phascolarctidae. Gene Ontology annotation, biological process: positive regulation of transcription elongation by RNA polymerase II; transcription elongation by RNA polymerase II. Gene Ontology annotation, molecular function: RNA polymerase II C-terminal domain phosphoserine binding. The record is from RefSeq and is a predicted model, not a curated record.